Messenger RNA from Pelobates cultripes (western spadefoot toad), 3027 nucleotides. Lineage: Eukaryota; Metazoa; Chordata; Amphibia; Anura; Pelobatidae. The record is from the annotation of a GenBank genome assembly.
GGAAAAAUGAGAUAGUGGGGAGAGAGGGAGACCAAGAGAGAAUUGAAGAUCUCUAUUUAACAGAGAGGCAGACUGGCAAAGACCAUAUCCUGCAAAGAGAAUCUGUAGGAUCGGAGGACAAAAAAUUAGGAAAACACGAAGAGAGUUGGCCACCUGGGGAGCAUGAAAUGGUAAAAGAUGCUCUGCACUUGGAAAUACACAGUAAAAGGGAAACGGGGGCCAUGGAGGGACAUGUAAUCCUGGAUAUAUGUGAGGGCAAGGAGACAGUCAUUCUAAAAAAAGUAAAACAAGAUGUUGUAGGGAAGUCAAUAGAUGAAGAGAAGACACAUGGUGAAAUGCAGAAAGAGAUAUGUCUAUGCAAUCUAGAACAAGAGCGACAGAGUAAGAUAAAGGGAGAGAUAAAGGAAUACGAUGAGAAGCUAUUAUACAAUCUAGAACAUGAGGAUAAAAUACAAAUAAAUUUAUUAGAUAAUCUAGAACAAGAGAGACAAUGUGAGGAACAGAUAGAGAAAGAAUUAGAUAAUCUAGAACAAGAGAGACAGUGUGAGGUGCAGGUAGAGAAAGGAUUAGAUAAUCUAGAGAAAGAGAGACAGUGUGAGGUGCGGGUAGAGAAAGGAUUAGAUAAUCUAGAACAUGAUAGACAGUGUGUGGUGCAGGUAGAGAAAGAAUUAGAUAAUCUAGAACAUGAUAGACAGUGUGAGGUGCAGGUAGAGAAAGAAUUAGAUAAUCUAGAGAAAGAGAGACAGUGUGAGGUGCGGGUAGAGAAAGGAUUAGAUAAUCUAGAACAUGAUAGACAGUGUGUGGUGCAGGUAGAGAAAGGAUUAGAUAAUCUAGAGCAAGAGAGACAGUGUGAGGUGCAGGUAGAGAAAGAAUUAGAUAAUCUAGAACAUGAUAGACAGUGUGAGGUGCAGGUAGAGAAAGAAUUAGAUAAUCUAGAACAAGAAAGACAGUGUGAGGUGCGGGUAGAGAAAGGAUUAGAUAAUCUAGAACAUGAUAGACAGUGUGUGGUGCGGGUAGAGAAAGGAUUAGAUAAUCUAGAACAUGAUAGACAGUGUGUGGUGCAGGUAGAGAAAGAAUUAGAUAAUCUAGAGCAAGAGAGACAGUGUGAGGUGCGGGUAGAGAAAGGAUUAGAUAAUCUAGAACAUGAUAGACAGUGUGAGGUGCAAGUUGAGUUAGAAUUAUAUAAUCUAGAACAUGAUAGACAGUGCGAGGUGCAAGUAGAGAAAGGAUUAGAUAAUCUAGAGCAAGAGAGACAGUGUGAGGUGCAGGUAGAGAAAGAAUUAGAUAAUCUAGAGCAAGAGAGACAGUGUGAGGUGCAGGUAGAGAAACAAUUAGAUUGUCUAGAACAAGAAAGACAGUGGGAGGUGCAAGCUGAGUUAGAAUUAUAUAAUCUAGAACAUGAUAGACAGUGCGAGGUGCAAGUAGAGAAAGGAUUAGAUAAUCUAGAACAAGAGAAACUAAUUGACAUGCAGAGAGAUACGGGGAUAGAGACACAAGAGAGGGAUGGUGAAGCGGUCAGGAAAGAGUCGGGAUACAGGAUAAAGGCUGAACUGGAUAAAAUAAAAUCACAAAGAUAUUUCUCAGAAUCCAUGCCAGAAAUGAAGGUCCCAGCUGAAGCUAAAAGAGAGUUCACAACAAAUUUUAAACAUUCAACAGAAAUGAAGUCCAACUCCGAGAGACCAUAUAAUGGAGAUAAGAAGGACUUGAACUGUCACAGGAAACACCUGGAGGAGGACGUAUUGAUAACAAAGGCUCUGGACAAUGAGCCAACGGAACACAAGCCUGACUGUAUGAAGUACUUGUUUCACCUGGAGCCAGAAGGUGGACUGUGGGCAGCAGAGAGUCCAAGAGAUGGAGAACAGCCGAUGAAUAUUCUUUGUGACCAAGAACUGUCAAGCUGUGAUGCUGUGUGGGAUUGGUUUUCAGAAGUUGAAUCUGCCACUAGGAACAUUGUUAGAUUUGAAAAUGAAAACAUUGACUUUCGUGGACCAGAAGAACAGGUAAUAUUACCUACAAACAUUACGGGUUAUGAGGAGUGUGACUCGGAAUUCAGCACUGAAAAUGCCACCAUAACAGACUCCCAGGAUGAUGGGAGAAGGCCUAGCCAUCGAUGUGUAGAUGUUGGACUAUAUAUACAGGGCUGUGAAAUCAUGGGGUCGAGGGAUCUGAAACUCAAGGUGGAGGAUAUGGUCCAAUCGUUGGUUGAGGAGGCAUCUCUGAGACUGUUCUGUUAUAGCCAGGAUCUACACAGCUCAGGAUAACAUGCACUGACAAAGAACAGUGCGUGUUUAUUACACAUACAGGGCUAUUUAUUAAAUGGCUUCAGCAAGUCCACAUAAACUAUUUUGAGUACUUUGGAGCUUCAUCUUAGAUUCAAAUUUAUUACAAUACUUGGCUGCAGAAGUGAAGGCCCUACAUUACUGAUAAGGAAUAGAAUAUAUACUGAUAAAAUGACUCCUGAUAUAAAACAUAAUUCAAAAUGGAAAGAGAGGGUUUUCCAAAGCCUCCUAAUAGCCAGAAGCCGCAUUGGGCCCGAUUUAUUCCCACCUAUACAGGCAGCAGGGAUAGUUCAUGUAAACCUACUCUUCCUCUUAAUAAUAAAUAAUAAUAAUAAUAAUAAUACACCACUUGUGAUUAAUGUCCCAAAAGGGGCACAACUUCCCGGCACUAAUAAUGACAAAGUCUUGACAGUGUCACGUGGUGCCUACCCCUAAUUUCAUUCAUCCAUACUUCACAACGUAUCAAAUGGAGACUAUUACAGGGUAUGUAGACGACUCAAUGACUUCUAAGAACUGAAAAUGUAAUUUGGAACAGAAUUGAUAAACAGAGUUGCUAGAAAAAAAAUGGCUUAUUAGCUCUACGCCAUCUUGCCAUAAGACCUGACUGACUUCUGCUGUAAACCUGUCCUGCAAUGCAGUCAGCAAAUACCAGAAAGAAAAGCUGGUUUGUUUUAGUGAUAGAAUUGUCUGAUUUGGUACAUGGUUAUGUCUGUGCAUGUUAAAUGUUCCUCACUGUGUCUUAAUAAAC